AAAAAAAUUCCUGAAGGAGUGCCUCAAUCCCAACACAAGUACACAACCCAAAUACCAAACGAUAACAAAUCAUAGACUUCACACCCAGCCAAUGGACAUUUAUAGCACCAAGGACAUAUUAAAUAGUUUUUUUUUUCUCUCUCUAUGCAUUAAAAAAUAGAAAAGCUACAGCACCAGUAGCUGGAUGAGGCAUGAAUGCAUGAUGACAAGAAGUGAGGAGAAGGAGAGGAUUCAUGUGAGGCUGCGGUAGGUUUAGUGGGACCCACCAUGCUCCUCUUCCUUCCUCCCCGCAUUCCUCACCCUUUUCUCCUCAAAAAGAGAUCCAUCCAGUCAGUCCACAAACCAAUAUCCAGGAAAAAAAGUGAAAUGUAGCAGCAGCACAACAGUGAAAUCAUUUACAAAUGGAAAAGCUUGGAAGCACACAAAAUUUUUAAAGCCGUUUACGUACCAGAUCGGACCCCAUCCGUCAUCACAGUAAUGGCCGCCGAUGCCUCCCUUCCAUGGAAACUUUACCACAACCCCCACUUCCUCUCGGAUUCCCUUCAUGAUUCCCCCCAUCUCCUCCUCGCCUACGAAACCCCCACUUCCCCACUCCACCCCAAUCCCCUCUCCACCGUCAUGGACGACCUCGCCCUCGCCCUCGCAGAAAUAAGCGAGCUCCGCGCUGAGGUGGACCUCGAGCGCCGCAUGCGCCGCGCCGCCGAAUCCCUCGCAAAAUCCGUCGCACGCGAGCUCGCCGAUGAACGUCGCGCACGCGCUGAUGCCGAGGCCGAGAUGGCGCGGUGCCGUGAGGCCGCAGACCGCGCCGUCAGGGAGGCGGACGAAGAUCGCCGGAUGCUGAAGCUCGCCGAGGCGUGGAGGGAGGAGCGCGUGAAGAUGAAGCUCGCCCACGCCGCUAUCGUUCUCGAGGAGAGGAUACAAGAGGUUGCCAGUAAUGUAAUAAUGCAAAAGACCAGUGAGGUUGAUUGCGUCGCCGCCGCCGCCCGGAAUGGCCGAGAAAGACAGGGAAGGGAGAUUGAGAAUCCGCACAUCAGAAGAGGAAUAAAUGGGUUCGUUGAGUUUUCGCGGGCAUUCAGGGUUCGGUCGCCGGGAUUGGGGAGGGAAAGGGAGCGGGGCGGUGGAGAUUUGGAGUGCGAGAGAGCUCAUCUUAGGGUUUUGAUGAAAUAACUUGAUGAUUUUGUAGUUAGUUCUAUCAAUUUUGGCAAUCAAAAUUAUUAUUACAAGUUGUAAUUGUCGAAGCACGGCUCUGAGAUUCGUCGCUGUUGGUUCUCAGAACAAUGAGCUUGCAGGAACAGUUUCUCUGUAAAAUGCUAAUUUGGUUGUUCAUACAGUAAAUUCUUUAAAAAAUAAAUAAUAAUCUGCUGCAGUAAAUUUCUAAGUACCUGCAAGCAUUCAAAUGCA
Dendrobium catenatum is the source of this 1401-nucleotide messenger RNA. RefSeq names its product protein BRANCHLESS TRICHOME-like. The transcript has a single exon. Lineage: Eukaryota; Viridiplantae; Streptophyta; Magnoliopsida; Asparagales; Orchidaceae. The record is from RefSeq and is a predicted model, not a curated record. The coding region runs from base 478 to 1167 and encodes 229 amino acids.